AUGCCUCGCUCUUUCCUGGUCAAGAAGAUCAAGGCAGACGCUUUCCAGCCCAGCCCGGCGACCCCCACUUACCACCCCUUGGAAACUUCCUACAAUGAGUUGGCGGGACCCCUGGGAGCCGGCGACCCUGGGGUGGAGGAUGGUAAGGAGGCGAGAGGCGCUCUGAGAAGGGUCGGAGGGCGGGUUGGGCGGGGGGCGCGUGCGAUGCUAGGAAGUGAUGAGAGCGAAAGUGUGGGGAUGAGGGAGAGGGGACUUAGAAGGGGACAGGAGGAGCGUGUAAAGGGUAAACACUUGGUUAUGCGCGUGCGGGGUGAGCCAAGAGCGGGCGCAACCUAUUUGGCAAGGUCUGGGUCGUUUUGCAUAGAGGGACCUCGAUUAUAACCACGGUGGGUGUUAAUGGAGUUCUCCUUCCCUCUACCUCGGUCUCUCUGUUCCCCGGACACAGUGACACCUCCCGCCCCCCCUUCGUGACUCCUCUAGGGAACGGAAACAGGCAGCAAAAAGUGGUGUCAAUCUUUUUUUAAAAAAACACACCACAAAACACAAAACUGCCUGCAGGGUGAGCGCGGGGAGGGGGUCUCUUCUACUGCUCCCACCCAUCCUCCCACAGCAUCAUUGUACCAGAGGGAUAGUUCUGAACGUUAGAACAGAAUUGUGUGUGUGUGUGUGAUUGCCCCCCGGGGGUACAUCGCCAGUGAGCAGGGAGAAAUAACCUUUGUGAGAGAGCGUUGGAUGCGUUAUGACACAUCGGCACCCAAAGUCUGGGUGGGCAAAGUUUGGACCAGGCGGUGGUCCUCACUCACCCCCUCUACUACCGAAAGGGUACACAAAACGGGGGAGGGCAGAGAUGAUACUGUACUUAAAUUGGGAUGCUUUUUUCCGUUAUGCAAUGUGAGAUCUUAGAGUUUUCUGUAGGGGGGGAGAAAUGUUCUGAGUCCAAGAGAUUUGUAUAAAUACAUUUUUAAACGGGGUGCGGGGGCAGAGUGAGAGAUGGAUAGGGUUUGCUCGCCCCAAGGCCGCAAAAGGGGGAUUUUGAGCUCAAGGUAGGAUAGGCAAAGCCUCUGUUCGCGGCCCGGACUCGGGAUCAUUCCUUGCUUUCUUUCAUCCAUUUCGUCCUACAAAGAGGCAGGAUGUUCUCCCCUCCCCCCUUCUCCUCCCAGCCGCUUUCAUCCUCGGCUGCCUUCUUCCAUCUCCCAAGUUUAUGACCCAAAGCAGCAGCAGCAGCACCUCCCAUUCUCUCCCCCGCCAACCAGAAACCCAUGUUGGACAGCUCAGGUGGACGACUUUAGCGGAGCCGUUGCAAAAAAAUGAGGCAUGGAAAAGUUUGGUCUUUCUCGCGUUUUGUGCGUGGCUAGCUGUGUGUGUGUGUUGGAAAGGGCAUUCUGCGCGUGUUUCUCGAACCUCAGGCAUUGGCCCAAUGUAUGUGAAAGCGAAGGACGCGUUUGCAAAGAGCGGCUCCGUGUUUUUGUGUGUGUGUGUGUUGUCGUGCUAGUUUAUUGCAGAUGAAUUCCCAUAGGUGCACCCUGCGUAAAACUGCUGCGUCUGCAGAAAUAUGACAUUCCUUCCUGAGUGGAUGCGGCGGCCUUUGCGAGGAGUUUUGGUUCUGUGAGUGGCGUCGCUCCAGUCCGUUCGCCCCGACAGGACUGCUGUGCGAAGCUUCAAUAGGUCAAGGGUGUGGAUGUAUUUCUAAGGAUUUAAGAGAUGCGUUGCUGGCCCAGAUCAAAAGGUCACACACUCUUUUAGCAGCGGUCAGUCCCUUAAAACGCUCGUAGCAAGAAAACAAUGGAACUCUCCUGUUGUUUCACCCCAGUAUUUGGGGUGAAGAGAUAUACUGUCCCUGUAGAAGGAGGCUUGAUUAAACCACCAUGACUAAGAGCUGCUGGUAGUCUGAUCCUCCAUAAAUUUUAAUUAAAUUCUGAUGGAUACAUAUCAUUCAUUCAUUCAUUCAAAAGUGGGAUCCCCAUCUUUCCUCUGUGAACAAUGAUACCUGGGAGCAGGUCAGUCCCAUUGAGAUCAGUGGGUCUUACUUCCAAGUAGACCUACACGGGAUUGAUGAGGCUGUAUAUUUUGUGGUUGUUGGAUUGGUGUUGUUUAAAUCAAAUUACUGUGCUAAGGAAAUCCAACUCCUGUGAUCAGAAUAAUCUGUGGAACGACCCUCUAUCGCAUUAUUUUGAGAAGGCUGCUUCUUGCAUACAAUGUAGGCUUUUGAAAGGAUCUGAAACUUUUUUUGCAAACGUUGGGAAUGGGAAGCAAAAUGAUUUGAAUAUUUGAGAAUGUGGGAUUUAGGGACGGGAGCCAGAAAUUAGUGGGAGGGGGAGGAGAACCACAUGGCGGGGGCGGGGCGCGUUGGAUUCAAGCCUUCACCCCCCCACCCCCAGUUAGUGGGAAUCCUGCUCAAUCACCCUCUGACAUAUGAGAUUUCACACCUGCCCUCCCAUUUACAAGGAUAUACUAUGGAGUCAUGGAAGAAAGAGAGAAAGAAAGGGAGAUUUUAACCCAAUUUUUUGUGACUCUUGGGCAGAGGACCUCCUUGUUUAAGAACAAGGAAUUUGGAGGAGGUGGGAAGAGAACAUUCCUGUGUCCAAAUGAUUUUUGCAAGCAUGUGAGAGGUAGUGACCAGAGUGCUGGACUAGCACCAGGGAGACCCAGACAAGCUAUGAGAUUCCUAGGGUGUUGUUGUUGUUGUUUAGUCGUUUAGUCGUGUCCGACUCUUCGUGACCCCCUGGACCAGAGCACACCAGGCACUCCUGUCUUCCACUGCCUCCCGCAGUUUGGUCAAACUCAUGCUGGUAGCUUCAAGAACACUGUCCAACCAUCUCAUCAUCUGUCAUCCCCUUCUCCUUGUGCCCUCCAUCUUUCCCAACAUCAGGGUCUUUUCCCGGGAGUCUUCUCUUCUCAUGAGGUGGCCAAAGUAUUGGAGCCUCAGUUUCAGGAUCUGUCCUUCCAGUGAGCACUCAGGGCUGAUUUCCUUCAGAAUGGAUAGGUUUGAUCUUCUUGCAGUUCACGGGACUCUCAAGAGUCUCCUCCAGCACCAGAAUUCAAAAGUAUCAAUUCUUCGGGGAUCAGCCUUCUUCAUGGUCCAGCUCUCACUUCCAUACAUCACUACAGGGAAAAGUCAAAUGAUACCUCAAGACAUGAGGUUCUCUAGAUGACCUUGAGCCAACCUCUCUCUUACCUGCCUCACAGGGUCCUUGUGGGUUUCAAAGUGGAGAACAACUUUUCCAUUUCUUUGCUACCCUAUUUGUGCCAAAGCUAAAAUUGGGAAAUCAGAUUCACCUUACACUCAGAUAGCUCAGUUGGUAGAGUAUGAGACUCUUAAUCUCAGGGCCAUGGGUUUGAGCCCACGCUGUGCAAAAAGAUUCCUGCAUUGCAGGAGGUUGGACUAGAUGACCCUCAGGUUCUCUUCCAACUACAAUUCUACGAUUCCAGCUGCCUCCAUUGCAACUAAAGGACUGUGUUGCUGUUCUCCUUAUCCAUCCUCCCCAAGAACAGCGCCUCCCCUAUUUCUUGCCCUUGUAAGUUUACCACCCAAGUCAUACAUUGAUGAUGGUGUGCAUGAAAAUAUUCAGUCCAUGAUCAAGGAUGAUGGAGUUGUCAUCCCAUGUUGGCUGCCUCUGAUGCCGUCCUUUGUCCUGCCUCCUAAGACCCCCUCUGCGAGAGGGGAUGGAGCUCAGUGGUCCCUAACCCUCUCCAGAUGGUGUGGACUACAACUCCCACCAUCCUCACUCAGCAUGGCCAACGGUCAAGAAUGAUGGGAGCUGUAGUCUGUCACUGAUGCCUUCCUUCAUCCUGCCUCCUGAGACCCCCUCUGGGAGAGGAGAUGGAGCUCAGAGAUCCCUAACCGGCCACCCUCUCUGGAGGAAGGCAUCAGGAAUAGCCAACAUGGGAUGACAACUCCCCUAAUCUUUGACCAUUGGCUGUGGGCUGGAUAUUCUAAUCUGAAUGCACACCAUCAAGUUGUGACCUGGGUCCUUUAGUUACAAUGCAGUCAGGUGGAAGCUGUGGUCCAGAACACCCUGGAGAAGGCAGCUGAUGUAGCUCAUUAGCACAGCGCUGACUUUGCAUCCCACAGUCAAGCCCCAACAUCUCCAGGUGUUGUUGGUUUGUUCUGUUUUUUAAGGCUCUUGUGUACCUGCCUGAGAAAGGCUUCUUUCUGACUGGGUCCCAGAAACCCUGGCAGCUCCUUUUUAUCCAGCCCAGAGCUCUGAGCAUCUGGCAGAGCCUAGCUGCCAUUUUGAUUCCCCAACGGAGCGCAGUUCUGGGGCAUUGUGGGAAAUGUAAAUGUUGGCUCACUAGCCCCCAGUGCUGCUGGCUGGUAAGCUCACUGGGGCCCAGCCAGAGAGGAGGGGGUUUGCCCAGGCCCUCCACAAACCUGCAGCUGACCUUGACCUGGGAUACAGCCAAUGAACACAUUCCCCCAUGUUCCCUUUUAGCCUUGGCAACUUCCCAGCUGUUACCCUGUGGAUAGGCAACUCUGAUCUGCUGUCGUCUCCACAGUCCCACAGGUGUGCUGAAUGCACAAAAUGCUGCUUACAUAAAAGCUGGGGGCAUCUAAAUUUAUUUCUCACUGUUGUGCUGCAACAUUUUGUUGUGGUGCUGCAUGGCUUGCAUGAAAUGUUUUCCAAGGUUUUGCAGCAAGAGUCAUCGAUCUUUGCAGUGGCAUAAUAAUAAUAAUAAUAAUAAUAAUAAUAAUGUUGUUUUCAUGCCGCCCAUCUGACUGGGUUACUCCAGCCACUCUGGGCAGCUUCUAACAAAUUAAAACACAAUAUGACAUCAAACAUUAAAAACUUCCCUAAACAGGGCAUGAUUCUUGAUGGGCACAUUAGGUCAGGGGUCAGCAAACUUUUUCAGCAGGGGGCCAGUCCACUGUCCCUCAGACCUUGUGGGGGGCCGGACUGUAUUUUGAAAAAUAAUAAUGAACAAAUUCCUAUGCCCCACAAAUAACCCAGAGAUGCAUUUUAAAUAAAAGGACACCUUCUACUCAUGUAAAAACACGCAGAUUCCCGGACCAUCCACGGGCCAGAUUUAGAAGGUCGAUUGGGCCGCAUCCAGCCCCCAGGCCUUAGUUUGCCUACCCAUGUCCUAGAAAGCUACUGCCAGUUUGUGCUGGCAAUAUGGAAAUAGGUGGACCAAGCAUCUGAUUCACUGCUAAGGCAGCUUUCUGUGUUCCUCUGGGACUCUGUCUUGCGCAGGCUCCAUCGGUUCCCCUUCCUUUCCACCUGGGACCCUGCAGGACGACAUCUGAGGGGGGUUGUUAACCAUCGCAAGGAACUGGAGAGUCGAUUCUCCCCUGGUGGAACCGAGGCAAAACAAAGGCAAAUUGACUGGCAAGAGCUCUCUCUCUUGUCUCAGGCAGCGGGGGCUGGCAGAUCAAUGGCAAGAGGAAAGCAGCAAGACCAUAUGGAUUGCUUUUCCCCAGGGGGGAAGAUUCCGGAGUGUGGGGGGAGAGCAUGAACAACCCUGCAAAGAGAGAGAGAGGGAGAGGGAGAGGGAGAGAGGAAGAAAGCAGCAGAGCGUGCUGCUAUUGGCCUACCAGGCUGUCAGCUACAAGCAUCCAUGCAUGUAGCUGCAUUGUGUUAGAUCUGCACUUUAGCCUCCCUGCCCCCAUCUACAGUUGUCCCUUGAGGGUAUGAGGACUUCCAUGUGCACACAGAAAGAGAGAGAGCAGUCCUGUAUGCAGGCGCUUCCCCUUUCCCUUCAAUGGAACAGGAUGUGCAAAGAGCUGCGUCUCAAUCCAUUCAACGGUAGAUUAAUCAACUAAAAGUUUCUAUUGAUUAAUUUAUCGGGGAGGGUCCAUUUUUAGGUAAAGGUAAAGGGGACCCCUGACCAUUAGGUCCAGUCAUGUCCGACUCUGGGGUUGUGGCGCUCAUCUCGCUUUAUUGGCCAAGGGAGCCAACGUACAGCUUCCGGGUCAUGUGGCCAGCAUGACUAAGCCACUUCUGGCGAACCAAAGCAGCGCAUGGAAACGCCAUUUACCUUCCCGUCGGAGCGGUACCUAUUUAUCUACUUGCACUAUGACGUGCUUCCGAACUGCUAGGUUGGCAGGAGCAGGGACCGAGCAACGGGAGCUCACCCCGUCACGGGGAUUUGAACCGCCAACCUUCUGAUCGGCAAGUCCUAGGCUCCGUGGUUUAACCCACAGCGCCACCGGUGGCCAAAUCAUAAUUAGUGCGUCUACAAUUAAAGGGAUGCGGGUGGCGCUGUGGUCUAGGUCGGUGGUUUGAAUCCCCGCAAUGGGGUGAGCUCCCGUUGCUCGGUCCCUGCUCCUGCCAACCUAGCAGUUCGAAAGCACAUCCAAGUGCAAGUAGAUAAAUAGGUACCGCUCCGGCGGGAAGGUAAAUGGCGUUUCCGUGCGCUGCUCUGGUUCGCCAGAAGCGGCUUAGUCAUGCUGGCCACAUGACCCGGAAGCUGUCUGCGGACAAACGCCGGCUCCCUCAGCCAAUAAAGCAAGAUGAGCACCGCAGCCCCAGAGUCAUCCGUGACUGGACCUAAUGGUCAGGGGUCCCUUUACCUUUACCCUUAAUGUUUCUGACACUUUCCUGCAAGUUGCUCAGGGAACAGGCACUCUCUUCCCCACCCUGUUUAUCCUAAAACCUCACCUGUCCAGGUGAGGGAGUGAGACUGGGAGGGAGUGACUGGCUCAAGGACACCCCUUCGACUUCAGAACUGGACGUGUAUUUGAAUCUGCGUCUCCCUGGGUCACGCUGCCCACUACACCAUACUGCCUCCCUAAAGGUCUUCAAAGGAUGCUGGUAGUGAACUUUUGGUUAAAAUGAUGGUUCAUCUACAUUUUACUGACUGCCAGAUUAAUAAGAAGAACCCUGCUGGAGUUGACCAGCCAUUACCGCAUCUUGUGGCAGUGAGUUCCACAAGUCAAUCAGGCAUUCAGUGAAGGGGGACAUUCUCUGAUGGAUGAGUUUGAAGGAAUGGCUCCAUAGACUCUACCAACAGCUCUGCUCUUCAGGUGAGCCAAUGGAAUGGUGUGUGGUCAAAGGGGCGUGCACCCCAAAAGCCUUUGCUGUGUCAGGGUUUGCCCCAUUUGGGGCUGCACACACUUGAGUGGCAAAACAUCUCGAGCCAUCCCUGGGUGUGGCAAUCCUUCCCUUUGGGAUUUCUCCCUAGGACAUAGGGACACUUUCUACAGUACCAGCUCCAGGGUUGUGGGGUGUCAGUCGUCAGAGGAUCUAACCCCCGACAGUAGGUUGCCAGGAAUGGAUAAGACAAGGAAAGUUCCUACCAACUGCUUUUUGUUAAAUAUUCACAGAGAGGUUUAGAAAUGCAGCUUCUUGGAAUACUACGGGUGCUGAGAUGUGCCCUCUGCCUCUGAGCUCUCUGCUCUCCUACUUUCAAUGCCUGCCAGGUUCUGGGAGAGGCUGGGUCUGGAAUGUUUUCCAAAGACACUGUGUCCAUCAGCUCCCCCCCCCCCCGUGCUUCUUCUUCCUCCUCUCCCAUUAUUUCCCAGCUUUCCCCCUCAUCUGCCUCUACGAUACGAUAAUCUUUAUUGUCAUUAACCCAUACAGAACAAUGAAAUUGAAAAACUCUACAUCAGACAUUCAAAAACCAACAAGCCUGCUAUCCCAGCUAUCCCAACCUGGUUAACCCCCUAAAAACUCUGAUACCCCAUAAUUGAAUACAAUAUACUCCCACAGAGACUAUCUUACACUGUGUUUAAAACCAAAAUCGCAUUUGGAUAGAAACUGUUUCUCAGGCGGCUACUCCUAGUCUUAAUAACCCUGUACCUUCUUCAAGAAGGCAGAAGCUGAAAGAGAUCAUUUCCGGGGUGCGCACUAUCCUGCGCUAUCUCUGCAGCUUUCUUAUGGCACCUGGAAGCAUGUUGUUGUUUAGUCGUUUAGUCGUGUCCGACUCUUCGUGACCCCAUGGACCAGAGCACGCCAGGCACUUCUGUCUUCCACUAUACCUGGAAGCAUAGAUUUGAUCUGAGAUUUGAUCUGAGCUGUGAUCUCCCUCAAACCUCUGUUGUAAUUCUGAACUGUCUUCUUCUCUGGAAGGGUCAGGCUGGGGAGAGAGUCUCCACCCCUCCUCCACUGCCCGGUCCCUGACAUGGGGUUGUGAAGGCUGAGGCAAGAUGCCCUCCAUGAGCAGGUCCAUCCUCUCUGCACUGCUGUGGAGUGAAGGGCCGUAGCUCAGUGGUAGAACUUCUGCUCUGCACGCAGAAGGUCGCAGGUUCAAUCCCCGGCCUUUCCAGGUAGGGCUAGGACUAUCUCCUGCCAGAAACCCUUGACAGCUGCUGCCAGUCAGAGUCCAUAUUACAGUGUCUCCCUCCCCCCUAUUUAUUUUUAUUUCAUGUAUUAAAUUGCACACAUAACCCCACCUUUCCCCCAAGGAGCUCUCCUCCUGCCUAUUGUACAUAUACAACAACCCUGUGAGGUAGGUUAGGCUAAGAAAGAGAGAAUGACCAUCCCAAGGUCACCCAAUGAGCUUCAUGGCUGAGUGAGGAUUUGAACUCGGGCCUUAGCCCAACACUCUAACCACUAGUCUACACUGUCUCUUUCUGCCCCCCCUUUUCUCCCCCCCCCCAAGCAGGCUCUGAACGCUUGUGCCAGAGGUCUGAACUGGCUGCGUGGAGAGACCCUUUGAAAGUAGGCUGAGGAGGAACAGAGGGACGCAGAUUAACCUCCCCUUUCCUGAAUUGUGGGCUGCCUGCUCCGUGCAGCUCAGCACAUUUGGAGAAAACGCAACAUCUUUGAUCACAAGUCAGAGCUGCUUCUGAGAAGGUCUCCCUUCCUUCCUUCCCUCCCUCCCUCCCUGUAAAGAAAAACAGAUAUUUCAGGAAGGAAAGCAAGAAUCAGGGGGAAGGAUUAAGCUGUCCUGGGCUGAGUGAGAAGAUGAGCUGUCAAAAGCUUUCCGCUUCAAAGUCUUGGCAGGCCUGUUCUGCCCAGGGAGGCUGCAGAAACCUGGAAACUUGAAAGGAGGGCAUGUGCAAAGUCUUUUCCUACCAGUUCCCCUGAGAUCCUUCAACUCCUGCUUUAGGAGUUAAAAUGCACUGCAGAAGUGGUAGAGGUGGCUAGCUUGGCCCCACCUCAGCUAGAAAAGUGCCAGCCCUCGCAAAUGCAGCAUUUGGCCCAGGAGGGGAGUUAUAAUAAUAAUAAUAAUUUAUUAUUUAUACCCUGCCCAUCUGGCUGGGCUUCCCCAGCCACUCUGGGCAGCUUCCAACAAAAUAUUAAAAUACAGUAAUGCAUCAAACAUUAAAAGCUUCCCUAAACAGGGCUGCCUUCAGAUGUCUUCUAAAAGUCUGGUAGUUGUUCUCUUUGACAUCUGGUGGGAGGGCGUUCCACAGGGCAGGUGCCACCACCGAGAAGGCCCACUGCCUGGUUCCCUGUAACUUGGCUUCUCGCAGCGAGGGAACUGCCAGAAGGCCCUUGGCGCUGGACAUCAGUGUCCUGGUAGAACGAUGGGGGUGGAGACGCUGUCCCUAAUCAUGGUGGACACAUCACCAGAUACUGGGGAUCUUGCCCAGAAAAGGGCGGCCACACCGUUUUAGCUAUGCGUCCUGCAUUGCAGGAGUUGGGCUGGAUGACCCUUUGGGUCCCUGCCAGCACUACAAUUCUGUGUGGGAAUGCUGAGGAAAGUAGGAGAGGAUAUAUUGAUUAAAUAUUAUCCCUCCUCACUCACGCUAGUGAGCAAGCAGCAGAGCACAUUCCCUUGAAGACUGAUGGAAGCAAGUUGAUGAUUCGUUAGAAUUCUUUAAGUCAGCGGUUCUCAACCUGUGGGUCCCCAGAUGUGGUUGGACUACAACUCCCAUCAUCUCUGAGCUCUGGCCUUGCUAGCUAGGGGUGAUGGGAGUUGUAGUCCAACAACAUCUGGGGACCCACAGGUUGAGAAAGGCUGCUUUAAGUUAAGCAGUCCAGUCUGGCUUGUCCAGUCUGGCUUGUUCCUGGUAAGUUUCCCCUUUUAUUUCCCUCUUAAACUAAUAAUAACACGAUAGUCUUGAUUAAAAGUAAGAGUUUACUUACAUUCAGUCCAAAGCAGUAUUCUGAAGGCAGGCUUCAUCUCGUGGUUACAGUUACAUUUGUAGAGAAAAGAAAUCUGAGUUAGGCCUCAGACUUUCUGCUUUGUGGCUUCCAUCCUCUUUAAGGAUGAGAGCCGUGUGCUGCUGGCUAAGGGCCAGCAGAGAGGAAGAUGGCAAAAGAGCAAAAAAGGCAGAAGAGGAAGAUGGUUGCAUGACUAGCUCUUUUAUAGGGUCUGCUGGGGUCACGCCCAUCUACCCGCCCCCUGUGUGUUCACUCUAGGAAACAGGAAAUGUUGUAUUUGACUGCUUCAGUGAUGAUACAUCCCACAUUCUGUGAUUCUAUGCUCCUGUUCUGCUUGCAGGUUUCCCAUAGACAUCUGGUUGGCCUCUGCACUGAACUAGAGGGGGCCUUUGGUCUGAUCCUGCUGGACUUUUAGGACAGUGGCUGCUUUUCUACUCAGGCAAAUAGCAACUUGGGGUGAGGAGUUUGGGGUGGUUCUUAAAAGGAGAAUUCGAAUUCAUGGCAAUGGAUGAUUAUCCAUGACAGUUCAAUCAGUGGCAUACCGUGGGUUGCCUGAGUCCGGGGUGCACAAGCCGUCGCUGUUGGGAUGCCUCCUUCCCCACCGGAGCCAAGUGGGGCUGUGCUACGCCACCUGCCUGCCCGCAUAGGGGUGGGGAUCCUGGCCGGCCAACAAAGCCCUUGGCGGGCAAAUCCCCCCCCCACGCCUGUGGAGAGGAGGGCCAGGCCUGGGCUGCUCUGCUGCCUUCGCCAGGACAGGAUGGGGACCUGUGCAGCAUCCUGCAUGGGAGCAACUGGUUGUGCCCCCUCAGAAUUUUGUGCCCGGGGCACUGCCUCCCAUGCUACACUACUGAGUUCAAUGGAACCUCCUUCAGAAAGUGCGCUUUUGAAUGUCAGGUGCUAUGGACAAGGAACAGGCAUGAUAUGUGCAGUAAAAUAAACACAGGAUCCCUGAUUGCUUAUUAUCUUGAUAUUUUCUUAAACUCACUAUAUUUUGAACAGUUAGAAUGUGAUUCAACCGUAACCAAGCUGCACGGCUUUUAUGAUUAAAUUAUUUAACUCCAGCUGGCAAUACGGUUGGUCUCUGUUUUGGUGAUGGCUUCUCCAUUUCCCUGGGGACACAGGUGGCGCUGUGGGUUAAACCACAGAGCCUAGGACUUGCUGAUCAGAAGGUUGGCGGUUCGAAUCCCCGUGACGGGGUGAGCUCCCGUUGCUCGGUCCCUGCUCCUGCCAACCUAGCAGUUCGAAAGCACAUCCAAGUGCAAGUAGAUAAAUAGGUACCGCUCCGGCGGGAAGGUAAAUGGCGUUUCCGUGAGCUGCUCUCGUUCGCCAGAAGCGGCUUUGUCAUGCUGGCCACAUGACCCGGAAGCUGUACGCUGGCUCCCUCGGCCAGUAAAGCGAGAUGAGCACCGCAACCCCAGAGUCAGACACGACUGGACCUAAUGGUCAGGGGUCCCUUUACCUAUCUCCAUUUCCCAAGUGUCAUUGUAGCCCCUGGGUUGUGGUUUGCGAUUUGCAACCGUUUUUAAAUUGCUCAACAGUUCAUUACCCAGAGAAUUUGGAUAUAGGGCAACUAACAGCUCGCUAAUUGAUCGGCGGAUUAAUAGCCACUCUUAGAAACAGGAUGCCAGCCCAGAUGAAGGAGACCUCCUUUUUUUGUUUCUCUCUUCUCAGUGCAUAAGCAUGCGCUGAAAAGGUGGGAGGGAGAGAAUCCAGGAAUCUGACAGAGAGAGAAGGUGCUUUUAGUGCAUUAAGGAGCAAUCAGUGUCAAGUGUUCUUGAGCAGGGACUCAGGGAAUAGCAGGAGAGGCAAGAGAGUGAAUGGGCUGCUGCUAUAGAUCUCCCUCCCCUCUCCUCCUUAAUUCACAAAUACCUGCCUGGGGCUUUGAGGCCUGUUUCCCUCCCCACCCCCCUUUCCAUAAUCAGAAAAGCUGAGUGAGGCAGAAAAACCCGGUGCUUGGCAUGUUCUUUGUUGAAGGGAACAGGUGCCCUUGAGAAGCUGAUGCUUCUGCGAGGACACCAAUAAACAGUGGCGUAGCGUGGGUUGUCAGCACCCGGGGCAAGUAAUUUGUGCCCCCUAACCCGGUAGGGGCAGAGAGCUGCGAGUGCGAGCGCCCCCCCAGAUGUUGCGCCUGGUGCGGCCGGCCCCCCUGCACCCCCCACGCUACGCCACUGCCAAUAAAGGGAAGUUUGUAGCACCCCGGUGGUGCAGAGGGAGGCAAGGUGGAUAUGGUUGGAUUCUGCACGCCAGGAACAAGGGCAGAGGGGCAGCUGAGAUCUGAGCCGCGAUAGGGGACGGAUUUCCAUAAAUCGUGACCGAGCCACCCACUCCAAAAGCCCCACCCACUUUCUGCAAUGUUGAGAGGGGUUGAAGAGGGUGCAGAAAAAUAAAUAAUGUUUGCCUAUUGUGUGGGUGGAGGGUACAAGUCCUGGCACUCCCUACAGUUUUGUGCCCUCAUGCAAUGAUGCUGCCAUCGGGCAACCUGGCAAAACCAGAAGUUGCUGUUGUUUAGUCGUUUAGUCAUGUCCUAUUCUUUGUGACCCCCUGGACCAGAGCACGCCAGGCACUCCUGUCUUCCACUGCCUCCUGCAGUUUGGUCAAACUCAUGCUGGUAGCUUUGAGAACACUGUCCAACCAUCUCGUCCUCUGUCGUCCCCUUCUCCUUGUGCCAUCCAUCUUUCCCAACAUCAGGGUCUUUUCCAGGGAGUCUUCUCUUCUCAUGAGGUGGCCAAAGUCUUGGAGCCUCAGCUUCAUGAUCUGUCCUUCCAAUGAGCACUCAGGGCUGAUUUCCUUAAGAAUAAGUUUGAUCCUCUUGCAGUCCAUGGGACUCACAAGAGUCUCCUCCAGCACCAGAAUUCAAAAGCAUCAGCCUUCUUUGUGAUCCAGUUCUCACUUCCAUACAUCACUACUGGGAAAACCAUAGCUUUAACUAUAUGGACCUUUGUUGGCAAGGUGAUGUCUCUGCUUUUUAAGAUGCUGUCUAGGUUUGUCCUUGCUUUUCUCCCAAGAAGCAGGCAUCUUCUAAUUUUGUGACUGCUGUCACCAUCUGCAGUGAUCAUGGAGCCCAAGAAAGUAAAACCUCUCACGGCCUCCAUUUCUUCCCCUUCUGUUUGCCAGGAGGUGAUGGGACCAGUGGCCAUGAUCUUAGUUUUUUUGAUAUUGAGCUUCAGACCAUAUUUUGUGCUCUCCUCUUUCAACCUCAUUAAAAUCAGAAGUGCCAUCCUCCAAAAACACAUGCCUCCUCUUCCCCACCCCUCCUCAUUUAUCAUCAUCAGUUUACUUAUAUGCCACUUUUCCACAGUUGUGCUCAAAGCGGCUCACAAGAUACCACACAGGCAAUAAUAAAUAUAAUUUUUAAAAGUGUUAAUUAGAAAUAAUCAUAAUGCAGAAGAUAAAUCCUUAUAAAAACAUACAAACAAGGCAACACACCCUCAUUUGUCUGUCAAAGGGUGCCACAAUAUCGUCAUAUUCACUAUGUGAUCCCUGAUUGGCUGAGAUCACAUAAAGAGUUUGGGGGGGGACCCCAAGGAAUCAGUAAAUGUGUGAGGCCACAGGACUCUUCAUCCAAUGUUCGUGUGUUCAAGUCCCACGUUGGACCUAUAUGAAUAGAGCUGAAUUCGCACAGGGUGCCUUUUUCACUAAUGGGGAUCAUAUCCAAUGAGUGCACUCCUGUUCCAAUCCCACCCCCCCAAAUUAUUAUUCUCUGACUCCCUCUUAGUGCUCUCCAUAUGUUUUUGAAAUAUAAGCACCAUGCUGGCUGGGCCACCAAGCUUGCAAAGACUACUCUGUGCUGAAGUGUCACAAAGAACAGGGAGACUUGAAAGACUCGUUAUCACCUCAUAUGGAGCAAAGUGGAGCCCGUCAAUUACUCUGAAAAAGGAUGGUUGCUCCUGCUCUGAGGGGGUUGGAAGAGUCUUGUAGUGCAUCCCCCUCCCCUGUCAGAAAACCCCCAAAAAUCAUAAUUUUGAUAUGCUGGAGAGGAUAAACGAAACCCGCUGCUUAACAAUUUGAGGAGAGAAGGUUCGUCAGGAAGGAACACGGGAUGCAUCCUAAAAGAUUCCCGACACAGACAUUGUUUCCCUUCCAUCCCUGUUGCUGGAAGCAACUCCUUGCCUGAAAUAGUUUGCUCCUCUUGGCAAUAACCUUGCUGUGUGUUCCAGCGAAAGUGUGAAAAAUUGCUGAGGAGUGCAUUUUUGCGCCAAGAGUGUGUGACUGCACUUGGUAAACAAGGAGGAGGAGGAGGGGGAGAAGGCGAACCAGGAGGGGGGGAAUCGUAGAGAUUGCCAGGGUUGGGGGGGACGUCUCUUAAACCUUCUGAAUUGCACAUCUGCCAAAAUAAUAAAAAUCAAAGGUGGGUUCUAUUUUUAAAGACCCAUCUCAGGCAGAGGGAAGCAUCUCCCAGUGAUCUUCAACAGCGAGAGAAAGCAAGGAUAGCUCUACGCAUUCAGGGAUUUCUCUUUCCCUUUCUAUAUAAAAAUCUGUAUUCAAGAACAGAGAUUGGGGGAGGCAAGAGAGACGUCUGUCAUCCUGGAGUGAUCUCUGGUGCUGAGUGUUCAAAAUGCAGCGCUGAGGGAAUGUGUUUUCCUACCCUUAGAAAACUCACCAUCUGUUAGGGAGGUUGCUAGUGCCCUCCUUCCUCUGCAAAGGAAUGAGUGAUGGGAUAAUAAUAAUAAUAAUAAUAAUAAUAGUAAUAAUAAUUUUUUAUUUAUACCACACCCUUCCCGGUUCAGAAAAGCAGGCUCAGGGUGGCUAACAACAAAUUUAAAACACUUAAUUGAUGCAACAAAAAAACAGCAUAAAAUGCAGUAUAAAGCGUGGAUAACAAUAAAUUCAAAAAUUCAAAAGCGGUUGAGAGUGGCAAAGCCCCAGUUUACAGAUACACACCCACACACCCUGAUGUUGACAGCAUCCACCUGCGUUCUCCCUGGUGGAAAUUUCACUCCUGUAUUGCCUUCAUGAAGGCACAUUUCAGCCUUCCAGAAUUGCCCACCUUCCAGCUCCAACUGCUUGGCUCCCUGCAGAGGAAAAGCUAAGGCAUGGGUAGGCAAACUAAGGCCCAGGGGCCAGAUCUGGCCCAAUCGCCUUCUAAAGCCGGCCUGUGGACAGUUUGGGAAUCAGCAUGUUUUUACAUGAGUAGAAUGUGUCCUUUCAUUUAAAAUGCAUCUCUGGGUUAUUUGUGGGGCAUAGGAAUUCGUUCAUUUUCUUCUUCAAAAUAUAGUCCGGCACCCCACAAGGUCUGAGAGACAGUGGACUGGCCCCCUGCUGAAAAAGUCUGCUGACCCCUGAGCUAAGUGGAUCUGUAUCCUUUUCCCUGUGGAGGAGAAAAAGGUGUGUGUGUGUGUGUGUGUGUGUGUGUGUGUGUGUUUGGGUGACAAAUGGCCAGCACCAAAACAGUUAACAACCCUUUCCUGCUCAGCAUGUACAAUGGUACCUCAUGUUACAUACGCUUCAGGUUACAGACUCCGCUAACCCAAAAAUAGUGCUUCAGGUUAAGAACUUUGCUUCAGGAUGAGAACAGAAAUUGUGCUCCAGCGGCCCGGCAGCAGCAGGAGGCCCCAUUAGCUAAAGUUGUGCUUCAGGUUAAGAACAGUUUCAGGUUAAGAACAGACCUCCGGAACGAAUUAAGUAUUUAACCUGAGGUACCACUGUACUAAAAAUGUUUGUGGGGUGUUUUGAACCCAACUCCUCCCUUGCCCCCCUAUCCAUCUGGAGAACCUCAGAGCCCAGGGGCCAAACUCAGCCCUUUGGUUUUCUCUGUCUGCCCCCAACCAGGUUCUCCCCAAGCCACACCUUCUCGGGAGACCCCCCCCCAGCGGUCCUGCUCCAUCCCCUCCCAAUGUCCUGAUUUCCCAGGAACAGUACCAGAAUCACGAAAGCCGUCCCAUCUUCCAAUUUGAUCCCAGAGUGUCCCUAUUUCCUUCACCAGCACCACUGCCAAGCUUGCCGCAGCUGCAAGGGUUAAUAAUCCCAUUGCUUUUCCAUAGCCUCUCCAUGGCCACCACUGCUGGCCUCCUCCCUUGGGGAGCUCACAGCUGGAAAACAGGCAAGGAGGAGACUGCUGGCACCAAGACCCAGCCCCAUGGGACGUGCCAGCUCUGAGGGCCGGGCAGGGGGCAGGACCACCCUGGGUGGGAAGAAAAAGGGAGCAGAGAGGAGUGCAAGGAGUCUUGGGGUUUUGUUAUGCUUUGUGUAUCCGUUGGCAAUCUUGCCCCUUUCUAAAAUUUAUUUAUUGGGGUGUGUGUGUUUUUUUCUUUCUGUAAAUCCACCAAACAAUCAAAUCUAAUCAAAUCAGGAUUAAGGCGUUUUCUUAGGAUGCUAGAGGGCAUGUGUGGCACGUCCUGUUGGCAUAAUGGUGGUGGAGAUGGUCUGCAAGGAGGGGGGACAAAUUUUUUUGGGAAUGUUCAGGGUGGCAGGAGAGGAUAUAUUGUUUAUUAAUAUCCUUCCUAACUUGUGUUGGGGACGCGGGUGGCGCUGUGGGUUAAACCACAGAGCCUAGGACUUGCCGAUCAGAAGGUCGGCGGUUCGAAUCCCCGCGACGGGGUGAGCUCCCAUUGCUCAGUCCCUGCUCCUGCCCACCUAGCAGUUCAAAAGCACGUCAUAGUGCAAGUAGAUAAAUAGGUACCUCUCCGGCGGGAAGGUAAACGGCGUUUCCGUGUGCUGCUCUGGUUCGCCAGAAGCGGCUCAGUCAUGCUGGCCAGCUCCCUCGGCCAAUGAAGCAAGAUGAGCGCCGCAACUCCAGAGUCGGCCACGACUGGACCUAAUGGUCAGGGGUCCCUUUACCUUUACCUUGUGUUAGCAAGUUCCUUUACUGAGCAAAGUUUACAUUCCUCUUUUAAACGCACAGCAGAUAGCUGGUUGCAGGCUCGUGUGAGCCUCUGACUAUUAUACAAUUUAGUCUGUCUCGGAUUGAAUUGUACGUUCCUGGUAAAUUCCCUUGAAUCCCUCUUAAAAGAGUAAAGACAUGACAAUCUUACUCAAAGUCAAUAAAAGAAGUUUACUCACAUCAGUUCACGGUUGGAUCCCUGAAGGCAGACUUAGUUACAAAUAUGUACAUGUGGCUCUACCCCAUAUGGGGGAAUAAUCCCAGUUCUUCUGCUAGCUGAGAAGCUAGCAGGACCAUUCCUAGCUAAGAAGCUGCUCAAAUGACAAAGGAAGUGAAAAAGAGAGAGUGUGCUGCGUGCCUUGUCCUUUUGUUACCUGGACAGGUAAGGUCACGCCCACCUACUAGUCACAUGCAAAAGGAAGGAUGCUCCAGCCAGGAGGAAACAGGAAGUUUUUGACUGGCUGGACCAAACAUUCCCCUGCAUGUCCACUCUAGGAAAACAAGGAAUGUUGUAUUUGACUGCUCCCAGUGGAUUACAUCCCACCAAAAAAUGGGAGGUCAAGGAGUGUCAGUUGGGGUGGGGAGUCACUCUUUUCAUCCUGGAGCCUAUGCUGCUCCAUCCCCUCCUUGAGGGGGGUGUUGUCAUCUGGGCAGCCCAGGACCUCCAUGCACACAGCCCAGGCUUACACCCCACAGAGGUCACUUUGGGGCAGCUAACGCAUAGGUUUGACUUCACCCCCGAAGGCACAUUGUCCCUCGAGACAGACGGGUGCCAGCAACAACUAACUGACUCUGACUGUGAAGGCAAAAUAUAGCCACCCUGGCUAGUAUCUGCCAAAAGCCCUCUCUCUUUCAUGAAUUUGUCAAAUCGUCCUUUAAAGCCAUCUAGCUUGGCGGCAAUCACUGGCUCCUGUGGGAGGGAGUUCCACAGGUUAACAAUGAGCUGCGUGAAGAAGGACUUUCUUUUCUCUGUCCUGGACCGUCUUGGAGAACAGCAUUUGUGGAGGGAUCAUGGAAGCUGCCUGCUGAUAUGUCGAGGGGCCCGUCUGGAGACGUCUUGGCGGAUGACCUCAGAUUCAUUUGGAGAGACCUUUCCAGUUAGGGAGUACUUCUUGGGCAUAAGCAAGGAAUUGUUCUCUUGUUUUCUGCCCUAGAUCUCAAGAAGAUCAGAACAAAAACUCAAAUGAAGAAAAAAAUACCAGUUUAGCCAUUUAUUUCUUUUUAAAAAAGCUCAAUUUGUUUACUUUUAUUUGUGGGGGAGGGAUUUCGACUCUCCCACUUGCCACAUGAGCGCCAUCUGUAGCUGGAAUAUACCAAAUGGAUGAAACUCUCCUGGUUCUUUUCCAUAAGGCACAGAUGUUGGGACAAAUGGUCACUUCUGGAACGGACUCCCAAGUAGGCGUAAUUUGAUUUCCUAACAUCAUUUAGAGCUGAAUACAUGAAAGGAGCCUGUUGCUUUUCUGUGGUGUGAGUUCCACUCUGCACAGGAAGAAUCCAAUUAGCUAGCAGGGAAUUGUCAUUGCUGUGUUUCUUUGAACCAUCGUUUUAACCAUGGUCAGCCAAAACGCCAGAACUUUGGAUGGCCCGGUCGAAUUGAUCACCACAGGUUUACACUAGAAGAAAGAAAUUAUUUCUUCAUGUGGUUAUACUAAACUAACUUUCCUUUGUAAACUGCUUAAGAGGUUUCAUUGACUAUUAAGCAGCACACAAAUUCUGAUGAAUGCAAGAAAAGAAAUAAGAGUGUUGACCUAGGACCUGAGAAACCAGGGUUCAAAUCCCCACUCAGCCACGGAGCACACUGGUUGUGCUUUAGCACAUUAUGAAAGAAGUCCUAUAGCAUUGAGAGAGUUCCGUUGGUACAGCAUGAGGCUCUUAAUCUCAGGGUUGUGGAUUCGAGUCCCACUUGGGUAAAAGAUUCCUGCAUUGCACAGGGUUGCACUAGAUCAGAGCUUUCCAAACUGUGUGUCAUGACACGUUACUGUGUCAGCUGCCGUGUGUAGGUGUGUUGCACAAACACUCCGUGCGCUCCUCCUGGGGCUGGAAAUUUGUUAGUUUAACUUCCGGUUUGUUAGUAAAACUGAAUAACUGUGUCACGAAAUGAACCGUAUCUAAAAGGUGUGUCACCAACAUGAAAAAUUUGGAAAGUUCUGGGCCAGAUGGUCCCUUCAAAUUUUACAAUUCUACGAUUCUAAGUUUGGACGUGGGUGGCGCUGUGGGUUAAACCACAGAGCUUAGGGGUUGCUGAUCAGAAGGUCGGCGGUUCGAAUCCCCGUAACGGGAUGAGCUCCCGUUGCUCGGUCCCUGCUCCUGCCAACCUAGCAAUUCGAAAGCACCUCAAAGUGCAAGUAGAUAAAUAGGUACCGCUCUGGCGGGAAGGUAAACGGCGUUUCCGUGCGCUGCUCUGGUUCGCCAGAAGCAGCUUAGUCAUGCUGGCUACAUGACCCAGAAGCUGUACGCCGGCUCCCUCGGCCAAUAAACUGAGAUGAGUGCCGCAACCCCAGAGUCGGUCACGACUGGACCUAAUGGUCAGGAGUCCCUUUGCCUUUACCUUUGUGAUUCUAAGUUAACUGGUGGGAGCCUGUUUUCCAAAAGAAGCUUCUGCAACAGCUGAUAAUUAUGACUCUGGGUCCAGUUCCAAUCCAGAUCAAUUGCUGUCAAUUGCAGAUCACCCUCCCUCCAUCCCUGCAUUAAAUAUUUGUGUUGCCUGCUAAGAGCUGGGAUGGAAUCUGGGAAAUAGCAAUGGGAGCUCACUCCGUCACGGGGAUUCGAACCACCAACCUUCUGAUUGGCAAGCCCAAGAGGCUCAGUGGUUUAGACCACUGAGAGGUAGUGAUGGCGGCUACCUUAGAUGACUGAAAGGUGAUUAAGCAAACUCAUGAAGGACAAGGCUACUGGUAACAAUGGAUAUGUGCUAUUUCCAGGGUCAGAAGCAAGCUGAGCACUUCACGGUGCAGAAAUAUUUGUGCAUGUGUGCAUUUAUACGCAAGGGCAUUAGAAAUGAGGUGCACUUAGCCCAUCUCAGAGAAAUGGCACAACCUUCUUUCCACAAGCAUGCCCUCCUCUUUCUUGGCAGCUUUCUCCUGCCCGAGGGGGCCACCUACUGGUGCAGAAGUUCAGAAGAACAGACUAUGAGGAACCCCGCAUGCACACACAUGCACACAUACAGUCUCUCAGAUUGUGAACACAGAUAGUUGUUACUCCAGCCAAAGCUGUUACUCCAGGGUUGUGGUUUUCUAAAAUAUCAAGCUCCUGUUUGCACAGCCUGGCAUUCCAGUGUGUUUCUCCCUAAUCGCUUUUUUGGGGGGGAAACAAAGUCACAGGGCUUCCCUGUGGGUCGCUGCCCUCCACACUCCAGGGAUAACUACCCUCUUAUCAUUUACAACGGGGGUGGGGACCCCCCAUCCUCAGACAUUGGCCUUGCAGGAUAAACUUACUUCCUCUUCUCCUGGUCCUGGUGUCAUAUAUGGGAAUAUUCAAGGUGAAGCUUGGAACUUUAAGCCAUAGUUAAAAGGACGAACAAUUAGGAGAGUACUCAGAACAUUCUCUUGACUCCUCCUUUGCAUCCUCAGCUUGAAUUCAAGGGGGCCCCCUUCCAAAGGAAGGAAGGAAGGAAUCAGAGCACAGGAAGGAAUCAGAUAAAUUGGAUGGGUGGUUACAAGAUUAUCAGAUUAACGAAUUGUAUAAACUUGAUAAGAAAAAUGGUUUUGCAACAGAAAAAUCCAAAUUGGAAACGGAAUUAGACACUAAGGUUAAAAAUCUCUCCAAAAAGUAUAAUUUGUUGUUAGAAUGGCAUACAAAGGACGAACAAGUUAAAUCUGUGAUGAUUCAUUGGGCAAGAGAUGUUGGACACAAUAUAAUGUUGGAAGAUUGGGAAAGGCUGUGGAAGAAAGGGGUUAAAUUUACUGCAUGUACUGUAUUAAAAGAAAAUAUUAUGAAAAUGAUGUAUAGAUCGUAUUUAAUCCCAUUACAUUUUUUUGAAGCUGCAUCACCUGGUGUCUUGGGGAUGCCAGGUGACUGACAGGUGUCCAGCCCCAUCCACCUGUCAAAGUAGCCCACUGGGUGACGUCACACGCCAGCGCCAAUCAGUGCUGUGCACGCACCCAGUUUUCCUACAGUUUGAUCCUAGGGAGAAGAUUGUACCCUGUGAACAAAAUGCACGAAGCGCCCUUCCGCUCAGCGUGACUGUGACCCAUUUCCCGUUUUACGAACUUCUAAGCUAUUUGGCAGCUGACAAAAUUUAAUUCCUUUUUUAUUUUCGUGUGAGGCAGAUGAGGGGAGGUAAUGAGGUGACCCGGCUCGCCUCUGCCUUUCCCUCCGUCAAUCAAGAGGAAAUUGGACAAGACAGAAGGAACGGCCUGAGAAAGAGGUCGGCUCUUUCCACUUGAGCUCCUCUUAUUUCCCCAGGGAAGGGGGAAAACACAAGCGCAUUCGUAGUAGCCUCUCGCUGUGGAACCGUGCGCCCGAUGCUCCUUUGUUUGCUGAGCUGCUUCUGAGUUGUAUCACCCGUUCGCUGACAGCACUGGCUGCCAUCAAAGGCUUCCCUGGAAAAGGGAGUCAAGAGGAAGACUUGGUUUUCCCUUCAUCCAGUGUGGGAAGGGAACACACUGGCCUCUCUUUCUUGAGGAGUUAACAUUCUGCAACCACGGCUAUGCAAAUGUCUGUCCUCUCGCCUAUGCCCUGUUUCCUAGUUGCAACACCAAAGCAUAACUCAGUGGCAAAAACACAUGUUUUGCGUGCAAAGGUUCUCAGGUUCAAUGCUGAGACAAUCUAGGUUAAUAAGGAUCGUCAGAUGGAAGGCGAUAGGACUCUCUGACGCAGCCAGAUGGGCAACAUAUAUUAUUAUUAUUAUUAUUAUUAGCCCUGAUCAAAAUAGAUGGAGCUCUGUGCAGACAUCAAAAGAUUCGUGAAUGAAUUGUGUGGCACUUUGUUCAGUGAGACCACAUUUCUCAGAUUUUGUUCCUUAAUUCCUGUCAAAUUAUUUGUUUUCUUACUGUAUAGCUAUCAGAUUUUUGUUGUAUUCAUAUUUAGGGUGCAGCACCUCAGAAUCCGGGACGCAGGUGGCGCUGUGGGUUAAACCACAGAGCCUAGGGCUUGCUAAUCAGAAGGUCGGCGGUUCGAAUCCCCGUGACGGGGUGAGCUCCUGUUGCUCGGUCCCUGCUCCUGCCCACCUAGCAGUUCGAAAGCACGUCAAAGUGCAAGUAGAAAAAUAGGUACCACUCUGGCGGGAAGGUAAAUGGCGUUUCCGUGUGCUGCUCUGGUUCACCAGAAGCAGCUUCGUCAUGCUGGCCACAUGACCUGGAAGCUGUACGCCGGCUUCCUCAGCCAGUAAAGCGAGAUGAGCGCCGCAACCCCAGAGUCGGUCACGACUGGACCUAACAGUCAGGGGUCCCUUUACAAUGGUACCUCCGGUUACAUACACUUCAGGUUACAUACGCUUCAGGAUACAGACUCCUCUAACCCAGAAAUAGUACCUCGGGUUAAGAACUUUGCUUCAGGAUGAGAACAGAAAUCAUGCUCCAGAGGCAUGGCAGAAGCAGGAGGCCCCAUUAGCUAAAGUGGUGCUUCAGGUUAAGAACAGUUUCAGGUUAAGUACGGACCUCCGGAACGAAUUAAGUACUUAACCCGAGGUACCACUGUACCUUUACCUUUACCUCAGAAUCCAUGUUUCAGAUGGAUUUAGAAAUCUUAGCCAUUUUCAAAAUUAAUAAUAAUGGUAAUAACUCCCUUCCUCCUUUUUUAAAACAGUGGUUUGUCAUGCAAACCACCACAGAAAAAGCUUGCCUGCAAACUUCCACAGGUCUUCGGUUGUGCCUUUAAAGCAUUCCUGUUGGUUGGCUGUAUUAUAUCUGUUAUGUACUGAAGUUCUUACCCUGGGCCAGCAGGGGGAUACUGUAGAUAGUUAUGCAAAUGAAGGAUCGAAAGUGACGUUCAGUGAUUGGAUAGUUUGUAUGCAAAUGAAGGAUCGAAAGUGACGUUCAGUGAUUGGAUAGUUUUAGAAAAUGGCAACAGUUACAUUGUUCUGGAGCUCUAUAUAAGCAGGCUGACUGAGCCCCUCAGCUCAGUUCUGUUCCAGCUUACAAAUAAAGAGCUGCUUUGGAAGAAUCGCUGUGUCGUCUGAUAUGUUCGCCCACAACUUAACAAUAUCUGCUUUCCAGAGAGCAAGAGACAUUGCUGAGGGGUACAGCCCCUCUUUUGCAUGCAGGAGACCCCAAUCUCAGUGCCUAGGAUCAAUCCAGGCAGGGCUGAGGAACACCCCCACCUGAGCUCCUAAAAAGCUGCUGCCAGCCACGGUUGACAACUCUAAGCGAGACAGACCAAUGGUCUGAUUCGGUAUAAGGCAGCUUCCUAUUUGAAUGCCCUGCUAGCUGUCAGGAGCCUGCAGAAUAGGGCAGCGUAGAAAUAUUAUUAAAUGAAUCCGUUGAUUCAUUAUUCCUGCAUUGCUGGGGGUUCGACUAGACGACACCAUCAUCAUCAUCAGUAUGAUUCCCAAUUUUAUACAUUUCAAUAUUUUUACAAUCAUUUUAACAUUUCAAAACUUGACUUCCUUCCCCCUCUUUCUGCAGUUCCUUAAAUUUUAAUAUUUUAAUAUUUUCUGCAUAUCCAAAUUAACUUAAUCUGCUCAUCUGCUUUAAAUAUAUACUCUUAUAAAACUGCAGGUUAUUACAAUAAUCCUGCCAAUGUUCUUAUCUGUUUGCAGUUUAUUUGUAAAUAUUCAAUAAACCAUUUCCAUUCUUUUAUAUAAAAAAAUUGUUAUAUUGAUUGCUUAUUUUUUCGGUAAAUUUCGCCACUUCUGCAUUUUCCAUAAGUUUUUGUAUCCAUUCUUCUUUCGCUGGGACUUCUUCUUCUUUCCAUUUUUGAACUACAGUGGUACCUCGGAUGAAGAACUUAAUUCAUUCCAGAGGUCCGUUCUUAACCUGAAACUGUUCUUAACCUGAGGUACCACUUUAGCUAAUGGGGCCUCCUGCUGCUGCUGUGCUGCCAGCACACGAUUUCUGUUCUCAUCCUGAAGCAAAGUUCUUAACCCAAGGUACUAUUUCUGGGUUAGCGGAGUCUGUAACCUGAAACGCCUGUAACCCGAGGUACCACUCUACAUGACUCUUAGGUUCCUUCUAACUCUAGGAUGUCAAGGAAUGUCAAGGAAAUAAAAAACUAUACAACUUUCCAAAGACAUCUGACGGCAGCCCUGUUCAGGGAAGUUUUUAAAGUGUGACAUUUUAAUGUAUUUUUAAUCUUUGUUGGAAGCCACCCAGAGUGGCUGGGGAGACCCAGCCAGAUGGGCAGGGUACAAAUAAUUUGUUGUUGUUGUUGUUGUUGUUGUUGUUGUUGUUGUUGUUACGAUAUAGAAGCAAUGCAGCUGCGAGCUGCUAGAUUGAAAACAUCACAUGAUGUUGGGACUGUCCAUGGGAAUUAGCUCAGUGUGUAAUAUGAGCUGUACAGGACGUGUUUGCCUCUCGACUGCUGGAGUUUGAAGAGAGCAGUCAUGUUUUUUGUAACACUGCAAAGACAGAAAUAAAGGCAUGUAAAUACGUUUCUAUCUCUUUCCCCUGCCGGGGGGGGGCAACAAAGAGGGGGGGUGUUCUUCUCACGCUGAGAAGGAUCGCCUAUCGCGACCUAGCCUGGAUCCUGCUGGGGAAUGCAGACAGGGAGGUCAACAGGAGACCAAGCCGGGUGCCUGGGAGAGUUGCCAGUUUCUCCUGAUAAAGGCUUGAUUUCCAACUAUUAUUCUGUGAUUUCAUCAACGAGUUGACCAGACUCCCUUGGAAGAUGGGGGACUCUCCUUCCUUGGAGAUUUUUAAGCAGAGGUUGGAUGGCCCUCUGUCACAGAUGAUUUAGUUGAGAUUCCUGCAUUGCAGGGGGUUGGCCUAGAUAGCAUUUGGGGGUCCCUUUGAACUCUAGGAUUCCCUGAUUAACUGAACCCUUUCUGUCCUCCGUAGGCUAUCUCCAGACCUGCCUCGCGUCGUCCAGCUACAAGAAUGAAAAGAAGAAGCUCCACUUGGCGUCCUCAGACCCAAUCUACACGCCGUCGCACGAAGACUACAGCGACCCUGAGAGCCCCCAAUCCAGCUUGUCGGCGCACUACUUCAAUGGCGAAGCCGCCGUCACCGAGAGCUACUCGAUGGACGCCUUCUUCAUCACCGACGGGCGGUCGCGGCGCCGGGGAGAGGGCCAGCGGCGGGGCGCGCACCGCCACUCGUGCAGCGAGUGCGGCAAGACCUACGCCACGUCUUCCAACCUCAGCCGGCACAAACAAACGCACCGCAGCCUGGACAGCAAGAUGGCGAGGAAGUGUCCCACCUGUUCCAAGGCCUACGUCUCCAUGCCCGCCCUGGCCAUGCACAUCCUGACGCACAACCUCAAACACAAGUGCGAUGUGUGCGGCAAGGCUUUCAGCCGGCCGUGGCUCCUGCAGGGACACAUGCGUUCCCACACGGGUGAGAAGCCCUUCGGCUGCUCCCACUGCGGAAAGGCCUUCGCUGACCGCUCCAACCUGAGAGCUCACAUGCAGACGCACUCGGCCUUCAAGCACUACAAGUGCAAGCAAUGCGAGAAGACCUUCGCCCUCAAGUCGUACCUCAACAAGCACUACGAGUCAGCCUGCUUCAAGGGGGCUGAGCACGCCUGCGAGGAGGAGAACUGA
Podarcis lilfordi (Lilford's wall lizard) is the source of this 25450-nucleotide messenger RNA. The record is from the annotation of a GenBank genome assembly. NCBI's taxonomy places the organism in Eukaryota, Metazoa, Chordata, Lepidosauria, Squamata, Lacertidae.